Ostreobium quekettii is the source of this 1287-nucleotide messenger RNA. The record is from the annotation of a GenBank genome assembly. NCBI's taxonomy places the organism in Eukaryota, Viridiplantae, Chlorophyta, Ulvophyceae, Bryopsidales, Ostreobiaceae.
AUGCCCAAGCGCAAGCUGGACGUGGAGGUGGUGGACGCCAAGACGGGCGCCUCGGGCGCGCCGCCCCUGGUCGCCAUAUUCCCCACCGGGCCCCCUGGCCCGGAGGGCGGCGCGGCGACGGCCGUGUACCGAAACUCCAAGUGGAACCGGUCAAACGAGUUUGUCGCCAUACGCCAGCAGGAGACGCUGGACUACGUUGGGCGAACCUUCGGACCAGAGAAUGAGUACUACCAGCCGUGCAGCUUCGUUAUUGGCAUACAUGACAAGAAGGCAAGGCGGCUGCGCAUACUGCCGAUUGCAGGGAACAGGCUGUGUCGCAUGGAACCCCGCCUACACCGCCUGGACUAUGGCCAGGGGGCAGAGAUCACCAAAGUUGGAGAAGGCACAGUGAAGGAAGGGAGGGCAAGGCUGCUGCAGGCGUUCGGAAGCGAAACCGCAAAGAGGAGGGUCCGCAAUGCAAAGAGGAGUUCAAUAGAUGCGGCCACCAUCCAAGCUGGCGAUGCAAUGACAGGAUUGCUGGAGGAGUCUUCGAAGGUGGCUAGAGCAGAGGGGAAGAGUAGAGAGCAGGUCCUGGCAGCGGCCAACUAUUCAUCCAGCCUUCCCCCCUGCGACCUGGAUGCCUGCACAGGCGAGAUAGCCUAUCCCUUCGCCAGGCUGUGUCCACCUCCGCUGUGGCCUGCACUGAACGGGACACGCUUCACCAAGGCCACAACUGAUGCUGAAGUCAAGGAGAGCCUUGAAAAGAGCAGGGUGCCGGCGUACGUGAUGAGUCGUCUCUGCAAGGCUGCCCCUGAUGGUGACAAGUCGGAGCAGAAGGCUGUGCAGCUGGCUUUCUUGGGUGAGCUCAUACGACUGUAUGAUGCGCCCAAUGUGCUGCGCACACAGCCUGGCUUUGCGGGGCUGGAGAAGCUGGCACAACAAAGACACAUGGACUGCAGCAUCGUCGAGCACCUGUUAGGGCUGUUCUACAACCGAAGAGCUAUGGGCGGCAUGACGCAAUUUCAACGUCCCGACUCGCAGCUGGUCCUGCACUCGUUGUACGUGCUGGUGGUGGCACUCCUCAUCGACGACUGCAGCCUGGACGCGGAGCAGGUGGACCAGUUGGCCCGUGAACUGAAGAUUAGGCUGUCGGUGCUGACUGGCAGGUUCAGACACCUGGGGUGCAGCGUGCGGAGCCACACGCGGGCGGGUCGGGAGGCGGGCUAUAGCGUGACCCUGCUCCUUGGGACUGAGGGCAAGAGCUUGAGGGACUCGCUGAUGCCCAUCAGAGUGGCGAGAAGACGGUAG